Molecule: messenger RNA, 737 nt
Organism: Dictyostelium discoideum AX4
Lineage: Eukaryota; Evosea; Eumycetozoa; Dictyosteliales; Dictyosteliaceae
Exons: 1
Source: RefSeq, a predicted model, not a curated record
AUGGAAUAUAAAAUUAAAUUAUUUUUAUCAUUUUUAAUUAUAAGAUCAAUCUUUGGGGAAGAAGUUAGACAAUUAUCAUUUUUAAAUGGAAAUUGUGAUGGUAUUCCAUAUGCUACGUAUGCCAAUACAUUAUGCUAUCCAGACACAUUUGCAAUUGUAAAUGAAAGUACAAUUAAAUUAAGAAAUUCAAAUGGUUUACAAGAUUGUAAAGUUGAUACCACUAAUUACAAUGAACAACAACAAAGUGGUGAUAUUCAUAAUUUAUAUCAAUGUACUGUUUUAUCAGAUUCUUAUGAAAAUAGUAUCAGUGAAAAUUAUGAUACAAUUAUAGAUAAAAAAACAAUUAUUAAUAAUGAUGAUGAUUCAUCAUCACAUCAUCAUCAUAUGAAAUUCCAUCAUUUUCAUAUUUAUUCACCUAUACUAAAUCAAGAUUACCAUUAAUGGUAAAUGGAUAUUGUAAUCAAAUUAAAUUAUAUAAUUGUGAAAAUUAUCAAAUUUAUUCAUUUAAAAAUGAUAGUUGUUUCUCAAAUACUGAUUCAUUUAGUUCAUAUUCAUAUUAUAAACAAAUGUGUAGAGGUGAUUCAAUUUUAACUUUUAAAUGUGAAGAAUGUUCUUCAAAUUCUUUAGAAACUUGUAUACUUGAUAAUACUGAACCUUCAAAUUUAUCAGAAUGUCCAAAUAUUAAAUAUACAACAAUUGAAAAACUUUUAAAAGAAAUUAAAAAUAACAAUAAAUAA